This is a messenger RNA of Drosophila simulans, 3280 nucleotides long. RefSeq names its product acetyl-coenzyme A synthetase (gene AcCoAS). The record is from RefSeq and is a predicted model, not a curated record. The transcript has 6 exons. The coding region runs from base 206 to 2218 and encodes 670 amino acids. NCBI's taxonomy places the organism in Eukaryota, Metazoa, Arthropoda, Insecta, Diptera, Drosophilidae. Gene Ontology annotation, molecular function: acetyl-CoA synthetase activity; AMP binding.
UCAUUCGAAUGGUCAGUGCUCAAAAAGAACUCAUUCCGUGCGGUGCGAGAAGCGCAUGCUGCUCGAGAACCAACCCCUGAAAAUAAUAAAAACAAUCACACACAAAGCUAAGGAUAAUUGCAAAACAGGAUAAUUGAAGACCUCAAGCAAGGGAAAACAGUUCAAGGAUAUACACCAAUACCUAAAACCACAACUCAAUAACAAAAUGCCAGCGGAAAAAUCAAUAUACGAUCCCAACCCGGCCAUCAGCCAAAAUGCCUACAUAUCCAGCUUCGAGGAGUACCAGAAGUUCUACCAGGAGUCGCUGGACAACCCAGCCGAGUUCUGGUCCCGCGUGGCCAAGCAGUUCCAUUGGGAAACGCCCGCAGAUCCGGAGAAGUUCCUCAAGUACAACUUCAACAUCUCCAAGGGACCCAUUUCGAUCAAAUGGAUGGAGGGUGCCUCCACCAAUCUGUGCUACAAUCUCCUAGAUCGCAACGUAAGGAACGGCCUGGGCGACCAGAUAGCCUACUACUGGGAGGGCAACCACCCCGACGAUUAUUCCCGAGGUCUUACCUAUCGCAAGUUGCUGGAGGAGGUGUGCCGCUUCGCCAACGUGCUGAAGGAUCAUGGCAUUCGAAAGGGCGAUCGUGUAUCCAUUUACAUGCCCAUGAUUCUGGAGCUGCCCAUCGCGAUGCUGGCCUGCGCCCGCAUUGGAGCCGUGCACUCGAUCGUUUUCGCCGGAUUCUCACCGGACUCGCUGGCGGAGCGGAUGUUCGAUUGCAAGGCCAAGCUGCUGAUUACGGCGGAUGGAGCCUGGCGUGGAGAGAAACCCCUGUACCUGAAGGCUCUGUGCGACACGGCCUUGGAGAAGGUCGAGGAGAUGGGACACUCCGUGGAGAAGUGCAUCGUGGUGUCGCACUUGAAGCGCGUGACUCCGUGCCAGCCGGAUCAUGUCGAGGAGGAAAUCCCAUGGACCGAUGACCGCGAUUACUGGUGGCACGAGGAGAUGGAGGACAAGGAGCCGGCCUGCUAUCCCGAGUGGAUGGACGCCGAGGAUCCGCUGUUCAUGCUCUACACCAGUGGCUCCACUGGCAAGCCCAAGGGAGUGCUCCACACGACCGCCGGAUAUCUGCUGUAUGCGGCUACGACCUUCAAGAUCGUAUUUGACUAUAAGCCAGGGGAUAUCUACUGGUGCACCGCCGAUGUUGGCUGGAUCACGGGCCACACCUACGUCGUGUACGGACCAUUGGCCAAUGGGGCCACUUCAGUGAUUUUCGAGGGCACACCAUUCUUCCCUGGAAACGAUCGUUACUGGAGUGUCAUUGACAAAUAUAAGGUAACCCAGUUCUACACAGCUCCCACGGCGAUUCGUGCCCUGAUGAAGUUCGGCGAGGGUCCCGUUCUGAAGCACAACCUGAGCGGACUCAAAGUUUUGGGCAGCGUGGGUGAGCCCAUCAACCCGGAGGCCUGGCUCUGGUAUUACAAGUACAUUGGAAAGGAGCAGUGCUCCAUUGUGGACACCUUUUGGCAAACGGAAACCGGUGGUCAUGUCAUUACACCUCUGCCUGGAGCGACUCCCAUGAAGCCGGGAUCUGCUUCAUUCCCCUUCUUUGGAGUGAAGCCCACUUUGCUGGAUGAGUGCGGCAUUGAAAUUAAGGGGGAGGGAGAGGGCUACUUGGUCUUCUCGCAACCUUGGCCGGGAAUGAUGCGCACCUUGUAUAACAACCAUGAACGUUUCGAGGACACUUACUUCUCCAAGUUCCCAGGCUACUACUGCACUGGCGAUGGAGCCCGUCGCGAUGCUGAUGGCUAUUUGUGGAUCACUGGCCGUGUAGACGACAUGUUAAACGUGUCCGGUCAUCUAAUGUCCACCGCCGAGGUUGAGUCGGUUCUCACAGAGCAUCCUCGCGUGGCUGAGUCCGCCGUGGUUUCCCGUCCGCAUCCCGUCAAGGGCGAGUGUCUCUACUGCUUCAUUACGCCGAACGAGAACGAGGUAUUCGACCAGAAACUAAUUUCGGACCUGAAGAAGAUGGUGCGAGAACGUAUCGGACCUUUUGCCAUGCCGGAUGUCAUUCAAAAUGCUCCCGGACUGCCCAAAACUCGUUCCGGCAAGAUUAUGCGUCGUGUGCUGCGCAAGAUCGCGGUUAACGAUCGCAACGUGGGCGACACAUCUACCUUGGCCGAUGAGCAAAUUGUGGAGCAACUGUUCGCCAACCGGCCAGUGGAGGCCAAGUAGAUGUAGAUGGUAGCUGUUGGACCAACUGGCAGCAGCCAGGAUCCCUUCACCCAAGGCUUUCUCCGGUUGCACUGGCCACUCCACUUUGCCAUCGCAUUUCUACCACUUACGUAUCGCGAUUACGUAUCCUGUAAAUCUCCCUCUACUUGUAUGAAUUACCCACUGCUUAAUGUUUGUUCCGUUCCGGGCUACGGCGUGGUUAGCACCUUUCAAAUUCUACUUAGCUCGUAAGCCUAAGCGUGUGCGUAAGUAAGUGACUGGGUGGUUUCCGAUCCCAGUUAUCUAUCGUCUAUAUGAUUUUGUGUACUUGCCUGUUCACCGUAGUUAACAUGCUCACCACGCACACAUUUUCCAGUUCUUUUGUUUCUUCGUUGUAGUCGUAGUUUAAGUUCUCGCUAAUUCGUUGUGAUACAAAUUUAAUUAUAUCUUACUUAUGUAUGUAUUUUUAGUAGAAUUGAUAUGAGACAAAAUAUAUACACGAUUCCAAUUGUCGCCACAAAUUACACAGAUCACCUCUUUUUAGUUGUAUCCUUUUUUGUAGUGUCUCUUUCAAACCUUUUCAGAUCUGAGAAGAUGCGCACGUAAGUCCGGAAACCAUAGGGGAUAUCGGUUUCAUCCCCGUCCCAUUAGCCCAUAAGUUUGAGAACGAUACAUAUCUGUGUGGCAUUAUGCUUGCCACAUUCCUACAUACGAUCUACAUGUUAAAGAGAAACGCUCGGAUAUACUAUAUACACUAUAUAUAUACAUGUUAUAAGGUCAGAAGACUUACUGCAACGAAACAUAUCAUUGAAGUUACUGCUGCAAGCCUAUGGAUAUAAGUAUAGAGGCUUUUAUUGUUAGAGAUCGUUAUCUUGAGGAGAUCGGCUUGGAAGUAAUGGAUAUCAUGGAUUGGCUGAUUAGGGGCAGCGGUCCCCAGUCUGAUUGUAAAAAGAUUGUUAGUUAUACAGCGAUGGCGAACGAAAGAUUGCAAUUUACAUAUCUAUAUAUAAAUAUAUAUAUAUUUCUGUAUAUGAACGUAUGUGUAAAAUAAAGUUUAUUGUUUUAAUGUGUUUGAACCUGCAA